Molecule: messenger RNA, 1162 nt
Organism: Drosophila mauritiana
Lineage: Eukaryota; Metazoa; Arthropoda; Insecta; Diptera; Drosophilidae
Product: malate dehydrogenase, mitochondrial
Exons: 1
Coding region: 58-1101 (347 amino acids)
Biological process (GO): malate metabolic process; tricarboxylic acid cycle
Cellular component (GO): mitochondrion; cytoplasm
Molecular function (GO): L-malate dehydrogenase (NAD+) activity
Source: RefSeq, a predicted model, not a curated record
ACACUUCUCGUAUCGAAACCCACUUGAAAUUUUAACUUAUUAAACAAAAAUUAUAAAAUGUUUUUGGCCUCUAGAUUGUUAACCCAUGUUGGCAAACUGCCUCCCAAGGUCCAGCAGCUUGGAUAUAUCAACCGAGGUCUCAAGGUCGCCGUUGUGGGAUCGGUGGGUGGAAUCGGUCAGCCGCUGUCCCUUCUUCUCAAGCAAAAUCCGCUAAUCUCAACCCUGUCACUGUACGACAUUAAGAAUACAACCGGAGUUGGAGUAGACUUAUCUCAUAUCAACACCCGGGCUUCAGUGUGCCCAUUCGAGGGUAAGAAUGGUUUAAAAAAAGCUAUGGAUAAGGCUGAUAUAGUGGUGAUACCGGCGGGUUUGCCACGUAAGCCCGGAAUGAAGCGCGAAGAUUUGGUGGACGUGAAUGCCAGCGUUGCCUGCGAAGUGGCUUUUGCGGCUAGCGAAGUUUGUCCCGGUGCCAUGCUUGCCUUCAUCACGAACCCCAUCAAUGUGAUAGUACCCAUCGUGGCCACGAUCCUUAAGGCAAAGGGUACAUACGACCCGAAUCGACUAUUCGGUGUCACCACUCUGGAUGUGGUACGAGCCCAGACCUUUGUAGCGGACAUUCUCAACGUUGAUCCACAGAAAGUGAAUAUACCCGUAAUCGGUGGCCAUACAGGUCGGACCAUCCUGCCCAUCCUGUCGCAGUGUGAUCCCCCCUAUAAGGGUACCGAAAAGGAGCGCGAUGCGCUGAUCCAACGCAUCCAAAAUGCGGGCACAGAGGUAGUUAAUGCCAAGGAUGGCCUGGGAUCGGCCACCCUAUCGAUGGCCUAUGCAGCCGCUCAGUUUGUAAGCUCGUUGAUAAAGGGUAUCAAGGGUUCGAAGGACGAGUGCAUUGUGGAAUGUGCCUAUGUGGAGUCCGAUGUCACGGAGGCCGAGUUCUUCGCCACCCCACUGAUACUGGGACCCCAGGGUGUCAAGGAAAACACAGGAUUGCCCGAUUUGGACGAUGACGAAAGGCAAGCUCUAGAUUGUAUGCUACCCAUUUUGAAGGAGAGUAUCGCAAAGGGCAUCAAAUUGGGCGAGGGUAUGAUGAGCAGUUGCGCAUAGAAAUGGAGAUAUAAUUUACAUUAACAGAUUAUUCCGAUUUUGGUUGUCUUAAUAAAUUAUA